CAAACUGUUGGGUGGAGGUAUAGAGAGUAUGGCUAUUACUGAGGCCUUUGGAGAGUUCCGCACAGGGAAAACCCAGCUGUCCCACACACUCUGUGUCACUGCCCAGCUGCCAGGCGAGGACGGCUACUCCGGUGGAAAAAUUAUCUUCAUCGACACAGAGAACACCUUUCGCCCGGACAGGCUGAGAGACAUUGCUGACAGGUUUAAUGUGGACCACGGUGCUGUGCUGGACAACGUGCUUUAUGCCCGGGCCUACACCAGUGAACACCAGAUGGAGCUGCUGGACUUUGUCGCUGCAAAGUUUCAUGAAGAAGGAGGAGUGUUUAAAUUGUUGAUCAUCGACUCCAUCAUGGCUCUGUUCAGAGUCGACUUCUCCGGCCGUGGAGAGUUGGCUGAGCGGCAGCAGAAACUGGCCCAGAUGCUCUCGAGGUUGCAGAAGAUCUCUGAAGAGUACAACGUAGCUGUGUUUGUUACCAACCAAAUGACGGCUGAUCCUGGAGCAGGAAUGACAUUUCAAGCAGAUCCCAAGAAGCCCAUAGGUGGACACAUCUUGGCCCACGCCUCCACCACACGGAUCAGCCUGAGGAAGGGGCGUGGCGAGAUGAGGAUUGCUAAAAUCUUUGACAGUCCUGAUAUGCCUGAGAAUGAAGCCACCUUUGCCAUCUCUGGUGGAGGAGUUACUGAUGCCAAAGAGUGAAGGAUCCAAUCAAAUAAAGACCCUUAAUAUUCACAUUGUUCCCAGCUCACAUUUUAAGAUAUUUAUUGUUAUUUAAAACCCUAUUUAUUAGUUUUGCUAACCUUAUUUAUAUAACUGAAGUUAUUCAGAUGAUCUCAUUCCGUUGCUUUUUAAAAGAUGUUUUAUUCUUUGCCUUCACUGGUGUUACUUGUGUUUCAGAGAUGUUAAAAUAAAGAGAAGUAAUAAAAGUUAAAUUAAAAUUUA
Austrofundulus limnaeus is the source of this 940-nucleotide messenger RNA. RefSeq names its product DNA meiotic recombinase 1 (gene dmc1). Gene Ontology annotation, molecular function: DNA strand exchange activity; ATP hydrolysis activity; single-stranded DNA binding. NCBI's taxonomy places the organism in Eukaryota, Metazoa, Chordata, Actinopteri, Cyprinodontiformes, Rivulidae. Gene Ontology annotation, biological process: reciprocal meiotic recombination; chromosome organization involved in meiotic cell cycle; mitotic recombination. The record is from RefSeq and is a predicted model, not a curated record. Gene Ontology annotation, cellular component: nucleus; condensed nuclear chromosome.